This is a messenger RNA of Lacerta agilis (Sand lizard), 1834 nucleotides long. Its product is annotated as arylacetamide deacetylase-like 3. The transcript has 4 exons. The coding region runs from base 78 to 1316 and encodes 412 amino acids. Gene Ontology annotation, cellular component: membrane. The record is from RefSeq and is a predicted model, not a curated record. Lineage: Eukaryota; Metazoa; Chordata; Lepidosauria; Squamata; Lacertidae. Gene Ontology annotation, molecular function: carboxylic ester hydrolase activity.
AGACUGUUCUUCUACAAAAGCCACUUGGCAUCGACCAAGGUGAGGUCCCUACCUCUGUGCUUCUGAGCUGAAGGAAAAUGGCAUUUGGUGGAACUCUGUGGAUGCUGAUAUUAUAUAUGAUCAUUUUCAUACACGUCUUGCUGUUUGCACGGGGAGUUUACUAUCAUUUUACAAGGACCCACAUUCCUCCAGGAAUCACCGAUGGCAGAAAAUUACUAUUUUUCUCUUUUGUAUUGGGAUAUUUACUUGAACUGGGAGUGUUUCUGGAAAAACUGGGCAUUUGCCAUAGAUAUGUCCUCUGCAGAGCUGCGUACGAUAACAUGCCAACAAGGAAGGACUCAAAGUUGAUCAGAAAGGACCUGGUUUUUGAUGGGGUGCCUGUGAGGGUGUACUGGCCCAAGACAUCACCUGCUGGGAACAGGAGAGGAAUCAUCUAUCUUCAUGGAGGUGCUGGACUCAUUGGAAGCAUCCGAGCCUCUGAAAACAUCUGCUCUUCUAUUGCACGCGAAAGUGAUUCAGUGCUUGUGAGUGUCGGAUUUCGUUUAGCUCCUGAGCAUCCCUAUCCAGUCCCUGUACUGGACUGUUUAACUGCUGCAAUACACUUUCUGAAGAAUGCCAAGGAAUAUGGAGUGGACCCCAACUGCAUUGCCAUUGUUGGGGACAGUAGUGGAGGCACAUUUGCAACAGCUAUUUGUCAAGAACUGGUGACCAGGCAGAACCUCCCAAGACUGCGAGCUCAGGUUCUCAUCAACCCAUUCCUACAAACAGGGGACUUCGAUUUGCCAUCCUAUCAGCAAAACCAAUCAGUUCCUCCCUUGUUCAGAAAACGAAUUAUCAAAUUUGGUGUGAGACAUCUCACUGGGAAGGACAUGAACGUGGAUGGGGUGAUAAAAGGUGCCCAUAUCCCUCCUGAUUUGUGGGAGAAAUCCCGAAAAUUGAUCAGUGCUGAUAACAUUCCAGAAGAAUUUAAGGCUAGGGGCUAUGUCCCUAAAGCUCCUGCCCCAUUUUCAGAAGAACUUUAUGAACAAGUUAAAAGAGGACGUGAGACAAUGUUUGCCCCCCUUCUAGCAGAGGAUGACAUUAUCCGCCAGCUCCCAGAGACUUUCAUUCUAACCUGUGAAUAUGAUGUUCUCCGGGAUGAUGGGCUGUUGUACAAGAAGCAGUUAGAGGACAACGGUGUGCCAGUGACACAUCAUCAUCUUCCAGAUGCAGGCCAUGCAACAAUUUGCUAUUUGGGUUGGGGGCCACUUGAAUUUCCAAGCUCAAAGAAAUGUUUGCAGCAUGUGGUACAGUUCUUAAAAGGUUUUUAUAAAUGAAUGACCUUCUUUAUAUUCCAAUGGCAGCCUUCCCUUUCUGUGGGGGGACAAUCCCCCUUUCCUAUUGUCCCAAUCCUAAAGUAAGAAGAAAAGGUUAGAUCCACAAUUCUACACAGUCGGAUUUAUUAAAAUCACCAUGACAUCUGUAAGUACCUAAGCAAAGCCCUGCUGGAAUAGCCCACUUCAUCCAGCAUUCUGAUCUCACAGUGAAAAGGCCUCUUGAGAUGCCUGCAAGCAGUACCUGGGUGCAAAAAAACAAACACCUCCUACUUGUGAUUCCUAGCAAGCAGCUUGCAGCGGCCUACAGCCUGCAAUUGUGCAAACAUACCUAUAGCCUCCUCCAUGAAUUGGGUUAAUCCUCUUUUAAAGCCAUGCGACUGGGUCACCAAAGUAGUUCAUUCCAUUGACUAACUGUUGCUUCAUAAUAUUUGAAAGAUUUAGCAAUAACAGAGGAGCUCCUGUGCAAUAAACUAAACCAAUCUAAGCCCUUGUGAAUGAUAUGAACUCAUUUACUUACA